AUGAUGAAUCGCUUUGGUGAUAUCGAUGUUUCAUUUAAGAGACUUCCACCUGUUUAUGGUUAUCAUGCUGAAAAACUUGUGCCGAUUGAAAAAGCACUAGAGCCUGUCGAACCUCAAAUUGAUGAACUGCCUCGUUUUAUAAAGAUAGCUAAACGUAAUUGUCAUUUUCCAUCAGAACAUGGACUAUCACGUGAUCAAUCAGCUGCUGUUUAUAUCUAUACAAUGGAAUGGGGUGAUACUACUUUAUAUCGUGUAUUAAAUAAAGCACUACGAUCUGAAAAUCGACAAGCGUUAAAGAUAUGGUUUCCAUAUUUAAAACUAUUUGAUACAGCAUUGGAUAAGUUACCUACUGUUAAAGAGGCGGUAUGGAGAGGCGUGCCUCUUGAUAUUGGCAAAAACUUCGCCGAAAACCAAAUUGUGACGUGGUGGAGUGUUAAUUCAUGUUCGUCAUUGGUCAAAGUUAUUAAAAAUUUUCUUGGUAACGACAAAAACUCAACUCUUUUUCUUAUUGAAGCUGUUAGUGGAAAAAAAAUUUCUGAAUAUACAGAAUAUGAAAAUGAAAAUGAAGUUAUUUUACGAAUGGGCUCACAAUUUCGUGUGAAAAGCGACCCCUUAGAGCAAUCGAAUGGCUCCCAUCUUGUACAUCUAAUUGAAAUUGAUGACAACGACGAUCAACCAUUAGCAUCAGGUAUGAAUGAAAUGCAACUGACUGCAAAACCACCAAAUAAAAGUAUGUCGCAUAAGUUAUUUAUACGUUUUCUCAAGAAAAUGACGUUUUGUAUGAUACAUAUGUGUGAACCAAGAAAAAAAUGUCUAAAUACUGAUUGGUUUAUAUACGAUAAAGACAGAAAUUAGAUAAUUGUAUAAAAAUAUUUAAUUGAUGAAGAGAAAAUUAUAAUAACGAAAUUUCAACAAAUGCAAAAGAAUGUUUGAUUUUUUUUUGAAUGAAAACUUUUUCACGAAUUAUUUUCAUCAAGAAAAUAGUAUUUAGUAGAAUUUAACCGCUUUAACAGCUCCAAGUGAUUCCAUCCAACCCGUGGAUCCGACAUCGAACUGUCUGAGAAAAUCACGUUGUUUAUCAAAACCUAGUCGGAUUAGGUCUGGGUUUUCGUCAAAAGAAAUCAUUUCAAAUCUAGUAAUUCUGUUAUGUCGAACUUCUCGAAAUCUUUCUCUUUAAAACAAUUUGACGACACUUGAAUGAAGGUUAACAGAAUUCUGUUGAUUAUUGCUCUCAGCCUUUCACCUAUAUACUCAUUCUCGUCCGUCCAAUAUUUAAGCUCUUUGGAUUCCGCUGCUUUCUUAAGUUGUCUGAGUUCCAUGAACCUUUUCACUUUAAAAAAAUUUUCGUAUUGUGGCAAACUCCGACAAUAGGAUGUAUCAAAAAAUCUUGCAAAACUUCUAGAGUUUUAUCAAAUUGAAAUUCAGUAUCCGUAACUUUGCAAUAUGCUCAAAGUUCUUCAGCUAAUAAUAUCAUCUAAAACUCCGAAAGACUUACAAUUGUUGAUAACGAGACACUCUUAUUUGUAAACUCUCAUGAGUCUUCUGAAAUGUUAUUACUGGUAAUGUUCAAAAGAUUCCGACACCGUGCUGGAAAUCAUACAGACAUUAAAGGUUUAGAAACCAUGUUGUUGUUUUGUACUUCAGUUUCUUACUAUCAUUCAUUUCCUUACAAGAUAUUGCACAUAGGUCACGGCCACUCCUAGUAGAGUUUUGUUUACGCGAUCUCGCAAAUUGAGUCAUUGUUCUUACAGUAGAUAUAUGCAUCUGAGUUAGGAAUAAACUGAACACUUCAGUUUGAAUGGAUGAGUCAUUCUGAAGAUAUAAGUAAUGCAAAUAAUUAUUAGGUACUCGGCUACAUUUGGGGUACUUUGUAGACCUAUACUUUUCAGUAUAUUACCAUUUAUCAACGAACAAUAAAAUUAAUAGUAGUGGUUGCUUUUUAUAGAUGCUAGCUACCAUGGGGUAUUUUUUCAUAAUACUGGAAGUUACUUAUCACUAAAAAAUAAUCUAUCAUGGUUUUUCAUAUUCAUGCUCAUUCGUAUAAAAAAUUUGGACUAAGAUGUUUUCUCAGUAUGACCUUUCAAUUGAUGCACAUAAAUCAAACUUUUGAGAAAAAGCUAUCUAUUUCCAUAAAUCUUACUUUUCAAUCAAAAAGAACCACGAGAUUAUGUUUGAUAUGUUCUAAUGUAUUAUUUACUUUACGGAGUCUUCUGUUACGAGAGAUUGUAAUAUAAAUUUUUGUACGUUAAGACUCGAGUAUCAUUGUCACAUGUUAAAGAGAUAAUAUUAAGUUGGUUUAUAGUAGUUACAUUUAAAAUACAAGAUAGAAUACAGAAAGGAUAAAGACAAAAUGAAUUCGAGUAAAUCAAUGAGAUUUAAAAUAUUUUUCUCCAAAAAUAGUGUGCCCGAUAAAAAUUGAAUAAUCAUCAAAACUAUGAGGUAUAUGUAUGGGAGAUAAUAUCAGUGAUGUAUUGUAACGAGAUAAUGUUCUAAAACAAUUUUCGACUAUUCAUCUCUGACAUUGGACGGAAUCGUUGAUUGUUAAGUAAGUAUUUAUCAUAUUAUAUUUGAUUAAUAAAUUUUCGAUUGUCAAUCGAAAAAAAAAAUCUAAAACAAAGAAUCACUCGAUUAUAAAAGACAGUUAAUCCUCUAUCCAUCUCGAAAAUAAUAAUUUUUUGUUUAAACUAAAGAAUUCAAAUCUAGUAAACCAUAUUUGAAAAAACAAAAAGACGUUUUUUUAUUAUUCAAAAUUUCUGAUCAAUAAUUAUUGAUAAAAUAUCUAGGGUCGGCGUGGGUGUAGAUAUGAAGAAAAGAAAUACCCACACCCACACCCACACCUACACCCUGUCUCGAAAUAUUACGGGUGGGCCAUAAAGAAUGAGAGUGCUAUUAGUUUUUCAAUAUCUUUUCUAUUUCUCAUCGAAUCGAAUUGAAGUUUUUUCAAAAUAUUCAGCAUUUAAUUUGCAAGAAAACUUUACAUAAACGUAUUCCAUUUAUUUUAAAGGAAAAGCGUUAGCGAAACAUUAUUAGGAGCAUACUACUUCAACAAAUUUCAAAGGCACUACCAAGAAACAGACUAGAAUUAAGUAUCCUUCUUGAAUCUGUUUAAAUUUGCAUAGUUUUGUACAGAACUUGUAUUCACAUGAUUUGGCGUUUAAAACUCGGCAAGUCCAAAAAUAACUUGCUUUUACUGUGAUGAAGGAAGGCAAUAUUACUCUUCAAUGCUUUAGUGAAUGUGUCGUAUAGAUAUCGAACUCUGAUUUUCUAUUUUGAGGUGCUUUCAUGGGAGCUUUCUGUGGAAGUUUCAAUGAAUUCUAUUCUUCAUUUAGUAGAACUUCAAAAACUCUCUCCUAUAUGUUGAAGAAUUUUCACCAUGAAACUUUGUUGUAUCAAAAAUGCAAAAUUUUUAUCCCAUAUAAAAAAAAAAAGAUUUUUUAAAUCGUGAAGAAAGUCUUGUCUAGAUCAUACAUCGAAGUUUCAUUAUGACAAUUACUGAGUAUACUCAUGAGGUAAAACUUUCGGAGCUCGAUAGUUUUUAUUGUUUGGUUUGUCGAUAUAUUUCGCUGUAAGAUCGCAUAGGUGCAGAAAGUUUGUUUGCGUGUUAAACUGAAUCUUUUGGAACAAAAAAGUACAAUUCAAUUCGAUGAGAAGCAGAAAAGAUGUUGAGAAAAUAAGGAAAACCUCAUUAUUUAUGGCCCACCCGUUAUAUAGUCUGAAUGCUAGACAUUCUCUGGUAUGUGUUCGCUCUCUAAACCUUUUUUCUCAUAGUACGUAAUGAUUGACAACUACUAAUUAGAUAAGAAAUUAAAUUUUUAUUAAUACUUUUCUUAUGAAUAGAGAUUCAUGUUUCUUUUCGGCGAUCUUAGGUGAAAAGAUCGGUCCAGAUUAAUAUAAUAUUAUCGCGCAUACUGUCUUGAUAAGAAUUGUGUUG
Molecule: messenger RNA, 3931 nt
Organism: Rotaria sordida
Lineage: Eukaryota; Metazoa; Rotifera; Eurotatoria; Philodinida; Philodinidae
Source: the annotation of a GenBank genome assembly